This is a messenger RNA of Chondrus crispus (carragheen), 1149 nucleotides long. RefSeq lists its product as hypothetical. Gene Ontology annotation, cellular component: cytosol. NCBI's taxonomy places the organism in Eukaryota, Rhodophyta, Florideophyceae, Gigartinales, Gigartinaceae. Gene Ontology annotation, biological process: carbohydrate metabolic process; GDP-mannose biosynthetic process. The transcript has 2 exons. The record is from RefSeq and is a predicted model, not a curated record. Gene Ontology annotation, molecular function: mannose-6-phosphate isomerase activity; zinc ion binding. Bases 1 to 1149 code for a protein of 382 amino acids.
AUGCACGCCUACUCCGCCGGCGCCGUCGUCGACCCCACGCGCCCAUACGCGGAGAUCUGGAUUGGCACGCAUCCCAGCGGCCCGGCCCUCCUCCGCCACAGCCAUGCUUCGCUCGCCGACUUUCUCGUCGCGGGCGGGGAGCAGCCCAACCUGCCGUACUUGCUCAAGAUCCUCAGCGUGGCUAGCCCGCUCAGCAUCCAGGCCCAUCCAGAUAAGCAGCUUGCCGAGCGGCUUCACAGCGACAAUCCACACGCAUACAAGGAUGAUAACCAUAAGCCGGAGAUGUCCGUGGCGCUAACGGACUUUGAAGGGAUGUGCAACUUCCGUCCCGUCGCGGACAUUCUCGCCGAUUUGGAGCUGCGUUCAGAGUUGGCCGCGCUUGUCGGCGGGAAGGCCUCGCUUGACGCGCUGAGCAACUCUUCGUCGUCAGAGGACCGUCGCGCCGCUAUUCACGUCGUCUUUUCGUCUCUCAUGUCAGCCUCGAAGGAGGCUGUGGCUUCGGCUUUAGAUGCCACGGUUAUAGCGGUCAAGACGGCUUCCGAACGCUCCGACGCCGACGAUCUGUUCCUACGCCUCAUCAGCUACUACCCCGGUGAUGUUGGCUGUUUUGCGGCAUAUCUGCUCAACCACAUCCGAAUUUCACCGGGACAAGCUUUCUUCAUGGCAGCCAAUGAGCCGCACGCGUAUCUCAAGGGACAGUGCGUCGAGAUCAUGGCGUGCAGUGACAAUGUCGUUCGCGCCGGGCUCACUCCCAAAUUCAAGGAUGUCUCCACACUGGUCAAAAUGCUGACAUACAAAGAUGAUCCUCCCAAGAUUAUGUCAGGGGAGAAGGUGGACGGCUGCUCGGUCGUGUACAAGCCUCCUGUUGAAGAGUUCCAGUUGACGAAGACGGUUGUCCCGUCGGGUUCAACCUACGAAAUCACUGCAGCUAAGGGCCCAGGCAUGAUCAUGGUCAUCGGCGGGCAGGGUUGGAUAGGUGUGCUGUCGGGUGAAAGGCAGAAGCCUGAGUCGCGCUUGCCGCUCCAGCCGGGCAGUGUGUACUACGUCGCCGACUCAACUAGGAUUUACAUUGAGGCAGACCACGCUAUGGCUGCGGACGCCCCAUCUCCGGACCUUCUUUUCUUUAGAGCUAACAUUAAUCAGGACUGA